This is a messenger RNA of Staurois parvus, 1215 nucleotides long. The record is from the annotation of a GenBank genome assembly. Lineage: Eukaryota; Metazoa; Chordata; Amphibia; Anura; Ranidae.
AUGAGGAAAACCUCCGAGGAUUGUCUCACUUUGUCUCCAGACUGGAAAGUAGAAGAUGAGGACAUCACACAGUAUAGUCCAGGAGAAAACCCGGCUCCCUCCAAUGUCCAUCCGGCACCACCCAGUGUAGAUGGACCAUCGGAUUCGUCGUAUCCUGAGGAACCUCAGACUGUGCGGGACCGGGCCGGCCUUCCAACAGGGAAGAGCAUCUCCUGUACUGAGUGCGGGAAGGUUUUUUCAAAUCAUCAGAGAUCUCACACGGGGGAGAAGCCGUAUUCCUGUCCUGAGUGCGGGAAAUGUUUUUUUACACAUCAGAGAUCUCACACGGGGGAAAAGCCGUAUUCCUGUCCUGAGUGUGGGAAAUGUUUUUCAGAAAAGUCCAGUCUGCAUACACAUCAGAGAUCUCACACGGGAGAAAAGCCAUAUUCCUGCCCUGAGUGUGGGAAAUGUUUUUCAGAUAAAUCCUGUCUGCACACACAUCAGAGAUCUCACACGGGGGUAAAGCCGUAUUCCUGUCCUGAGUGUGGGAAAUGUUUUUCAGACAAGUCCCAUGUUUCCAGACAUCAGAGAUCUCACACGGGGGAGAAGCCAUAUUCCUGUCCUGAGUGCGGGAAAUGUUUUUCACAGAAGUCCAGUCUGCGCAAACAUCAGAGAUCUCACACUGGGGAGAAGCCGUAUUACUGUCCUGAGUGUGGGAAAUGUUUUUCAGUGAAAUCCAGUCUCUACAAACAUCAGAGAUCUCACACGGGUGAAAAGCCGUAUUCCUGUCCUGAGUGUGGGAAAUGUUUUUCAGAUAAGUCCAGUCUGCACACACAUCAGAGAUCUCACACGGGGGAAAAGCCGUAUUCCUGUCCUGAGUGUGGGAAAUGUUUUUCAGAGAAGUCCUAUCUUUACAGACAUCAGAGAUCUCACACGGGGGAAAAGCCGUAUUCCUGCCCUGAGUGUGGGAAAUGUUUUUCAGAUAAGUCCAGUCUGCACACACAUCAGAGAUCUCACACGGGGGAAAAGCCGUAUUCCUGUCCUGAGUGUGGGAAAUGUUUUUCAGAUAAGUCCCAUCUUUCCAGACAUCAAAGAUCUCACACGGGGGAGAAGCCAUAUUCCUGUCCUGAGUGCGGGAAAUGUUUUUCACAGAAGUCCGAUCUUUACAGACAUCAGAAAUCUCACACAGAGAGAAGCCAUAUUCCUGUCCUGAGUGAGGGAAAUGUUCCUCACUGA